Molecule: messenger RNA, 4103 nt
Organism: Branchiostoma floridae (Florida lancelet)
Lineage: Eukaryota; Metazoa; Chordata; Leptocardii; Amphioxiformes; Branchiostomatidae
Product: vitamin K-dependent protein S-like
Exons: 11
Coding region: 186-1598 (470 amino acids)
Molecular function (GO): calcium ion binding
Source: RefSeq, a predicted model, not a curated record
CUGACUAGUACCUUUCCAUGCCACUUCCUUGACGGUCAUCUUUGAACAACCUUAAAGGUAGGCAGAUCAUAGAUCAGAAUUGUGGAGAACAUUGCGCCAGCUGGACCUCAGGUACCGCAGUGCUACAGUGUGACUAGCCACAAACUCGCACAGUUUGGAAGACAUUCGCAUCCAUUUACGCAAGAAUGAGCGCGGAGAAGCUUCCUAUGGACAGCGAUGGCUAUUUCAGCCGUCGUCGUGUACACGGCCCCGUUGUCUUCACUUCGCUGGUCCAACUCCUGACGGCGUGCAUGUCCGUGAUCAUCAUCGUCCUGGUGAUACAAGAAGGGGCGCGUCUGAGCGAGCGGGUGGCUCUCCAGGGCCGGGAAAUAGAGGAACUGUCAGCGCUGAAGAGCGGCGUGGCAGACUACAACAAGGAAGUGGCGGCCAUGAGAGCACAGCGAGAGGUCGAGGUGACGUAUCUGAGAGAGCGGCUCCAAGCCCUGGAGGAUAAGAUCCAAAACGGUGUGCCGACUGAAGGCCAGACCAAUCACCAGUCGGUACCGGGAAAAAAUAGUGGUCCUAGGGCGAAGAGGCAGGCGGUAACUUCUGAGACAGGGGUGUGCCUGCAAGGUCCGCCCGGUAUCCCUGGCAGAGACGGCCGUGACGGGAUGCCAGGUCGAGACUGUCCAUGCGGGUCAAAAGAUGUGACCGUGGACGAAUGUACCUCUAACAAUGGCGGGUGUGCUCACACCUGCACCAGCAGUCUCAUCUGUUCUUGUAGGGAUGGCUUCGUAUUGAAUGAAGACGGCCUGUCUUGUGAUGAUGUGGAUGAAUGUGCAUCUAAUAAUGGUGGUUGUGCUCAAACCUGCACCAACACCCCAGGAAGCUUCUUCUGUACUUGUCCCAACUAUGUUUCGAAUGCCAGUGGCUUGGCCUGUGGUGCACUACCAUCGUGUAAGGCAUACAUAACAGCUGGGAGAGACUAUGGAGACGGGUGGUACAUUGUGCAGCCAGAUCCGAACUCAGAGCAGUUCUCUGUCUAUUGUGACCAAACUACAUUGGGAGGUGGCUGGAUGAGGUUCUACUACAAGGCUGGACCAAAUACCUGCCACAACUACCAAGGAGUCACCUGGACUGAGGACAUCAUGAGCAAAGUCAACGCGACAGACUUUCUAGUCAGUGAUGACAUCACCACAGGGAAUACUGACCAAUCCUGGCUGUUCAGCGGAUUUGAGUUCGGCAGCAGCGCUUGCCCCAACUAUAAAUCCUGCGUAACACUGGAAUCUGUGUUUGGCAUCAACACAAUACAAGCUGUGGCAAACCUUGGCAACUGCAGGACGCCUUCUGGAUCGCAAUGGUCUCAGAACUACAUAAGUGCCUAUGUCUCUGUGAGGGGGAGGUUAGACACACUGGGCGGCUGGACAUCGAUGUAUGUUGGCUGCAACCUUUCAUCAACGUAUACAGUUGGACAGAACGCCACGAUAAGGUUCGGAGGAAAUCAUCACCAUUCCGGAGAGUUUGUGCACACAGGUUGUAACGGCUACAGGGUCAACUACCAGAACUCCAUCACCUCCCGCUGGAACACGGAUAACGUCAGGGUGAUGUGGAUGCGCUGAGAAGGAGCAAGUCCUUGAUUUAAUGUUCAAUGUGUGUUUUGACGUUUAUUUCCAAAUUUGUUAAUACAUGCAUGCCAUUUUAAUUGAUGUUUGAGAAUUUUGCAUAGAUGUCAGCAUUUUUGUAAGAUGAGGGCACUUUGGGCAAGUGGUGAAUUUGGAAAUGUCUAAAGGCUAUCUGUCCAUUCAUGUAAAGCUUUUUUCAGCUAGUAGAACUGGGCAAACUGAAAUCAAAGUUACUGUCCACUCAAUAUUGUAGAUAGAAAUAACUAAUGUAGGAGACUAUGAUAGACAUACAUUGUUAUAUGUAGCACAUAUUCUUAAAUAGACUUUGGUCUCAAAGCUAGAGUACUGUCAUCUUUGAUGUUCACUUUAGCCAAAGGCUGCAAGGAUUAUAGUCCAUCAUAGCUGUCCAUCUAAAUUAACUGAUGGACCAGUGAAAGAGCAACUUCAUGACAGCUGCAGAUAACUGUUUCUCUUUCUCUGCAUUUUACAUUUCUGUGUUUAUACUGAGGUGGGUGGGGUGAUUGGAUCAGUCUAUUGCACCUUUUCUAUUCAUGUAUUACAUGAUGAUACAAUUAUACACUGCAAAUAAAACAUAUACAUGAUUUAUAGUUCUGUGCCGAAUACUUGCUAUUUAUCAAGCAAAUGGUACAUUAUUACCUCAGUGAGACAUGUACAGCUUCUUCAAAUUUCUUGUACUAUCUACUCUCAUUCAUUAUGCAAAUAAUAUAAAUGUUGAAAUUAGCAAGAUCUAUUUCAAUUGAUGGGAGGCCCAUAUCAACCAUGAUCAUCAUUUUUCAUUUGGGAUUACUGAUGUUGCAUUUAUGUGAAGGCCUAAGGGUAUCCAGGUGUUUAUAUUACACAAAUGUUGAAAAAAAAGUCUCAAGAAAACACAAAAUCAAGCCACCAAGAAUCCAGUCUGCUGUUGAAAAUUUAUUUACAAAUCCAGGAAAAGAGAAUGCCUUCCAUUUUUGGAAAUACAGUAGAAGACAUGGUUAAAUAGGUGAAUCUUCAAGAAAGCUGAGAGUGGAUAUAGGUUUAAGUGCACAGAGACUUGGGAAAGUUUGCAAAGUGUCCAUGUAGUAUCAACUGGCACAGCAGGCCUUCAAACAGCUAAGAUGUUGUAAAACUAGUGGUCGAUGCCAGGGUUAUUCUAACCAAUCGGUUGGUUUGGGGAUGGUAUUUCUUUGCAGAUCAUUGUCUGUUUAAAAGUAUGCUGUUUUUUAACAGACCUACUGUGCUCAGUUGACGAUUCAUUGUACAUAUUCAUAAUACAGUUCCGGGAAAAUGUGGUUGUAUACAGGAUAGCAGGAAAAGGAGGUGUGGGUUUGUUGCGGCACACAAUGUGUUUUACCCACCAGUACAGUUUACAGUGUGUUACAAAAGUUUGGUGACAUCCAUAUCUCAAUAACUACAGGUAUUUGUUAUCAAUGGCAAGGCCAUGAUCACUUAUCAACUAGAGCCCCAGCAAAAUACUACUGUGUGAUAAUUCUUUCUUUAAUAUGUUCAUAUGACGUGGUUACUGUGAACUCCAUUGAGGACGCGCAUGCAAUUUUUUGGAAACAGUUAACAAUCCCCUUAGGAGCUAUGAAGUCGCAACGUCCAUCCUCAAAUCUUGUUUCAAGAUCUUCUGAUACCCCUACCCUACCGCUAUACCAUGCAAGGUAUCUACUAUACUGAUAACCAGCCCAUGUCAUUCAAAAAACAAUCCAGAUACAAAUUUUUAUGCAGAUUAUGUAUUCUUUGUGCUAAAGCAAAUGCAUACCAUUAAAAAUUCUUUCAACUGAUGGUGAGAGCCUUUACCACUAAUAUAUUCAUUUUCCACUAAUUUUGUACUAAGACAUUCAUAGGUUUGUACCAAGAAAAACUCUCCUCAUAUCAAUACCACACUUGGUAGAAUCUCCAGAGAAAUUUCAGACAUAAUUCUUAUGAGCAUGAUUUCUGCUGCCUCAUCACUAUGUCCAACAUAAGUAUUUGCCUUUUUUUUUCUUUCCUUAAGUACCUCAAAGGCAGUAACAAAGAAACUGUAACUCCAUGUAACUCUUCUUUGGCGAUAUUAAGGCCUAGUUUUUAAAACCUGAUAAACAUUUUCCCCACUUCACUACAAUGUAAAUCCCAAUAUCUUUUCUUCCCCUUGCAUUUAAAUACCACAAUACUAUGCAUAUCUAGUAUAUACAGCCAACUCCUGCAAAAAAUCAUGAUUUCAAAAACACAACCAGUUGACCCCUUAACCGUUCUGUUAACCACUAAAGUACAAAAUUACAAUAAAAUAUAUUAUGUAUUCCCUCUCCUUAUCAAUAUGUUUAAGCGUCAUAAAUAAACAAGCUUGACAUACAAAACUUGGAAUCAAAGGCAAAAAACACAGCGGCAUGGUACUUCCAAAAAAUAACAAGAAAAAAACACCCCAUGGGAUAAUGGUUAAGCCACAGGUUAUGGUAUAGCAGCAGAAUUCUUGCUAUUGUGAACAAACAUAGCUUGCUUUUUGGCAAUGCCUCAGGGGCAGAG